CAAUUUUAUAUAAUAUUAUUUUAGUAUGAUGAUGUUAAUUUUUAAAACCACAAAAUAAAUACACUUAAACCAUGAGUCGUUCGUACAAGAUAUUCGACUACCCAAUCUUUGCGUUAUCUCACGCCGAUGGCUACUUGGUGACUUCGGGAGGCGGAGGCGGUGAAAAUUACGGGAUUUCCAACAAGCUUGAAAUAUACUCCUUCGGCCCGAAAUUCAGGCCCGGUGAACUACAAUUGAAAGUCACCACCAGCGAGCAACGCGGCAUAAUAGAUUCUCUUGAUUACCACCAUAAGCAUAAAAUUUGGAUCGGCUCCAUCGAUGAUUCCACAAUAAUAUUCUCAUAUAAACCAAAUUUCGGAAUGAGAAUAUUCGGAAAAUUCAAAACGGACUAUAUUAGAAAUGAUCCAAAACAGAAUAUUUGUAAAUUUGGUUAUGACAGUAACUACUUUGUAACUGGCGGAAAUGAGUCAUGCGUAAGGGUUUGGAGGUUAACUGAAAGCUUAAUAAGAAGCGUAAACAAGUUUCAAAACCAGUAUAAGAUCCAAGGAACCAAUAACAAGUUUAAGAAUGUAAAUUUAAGGAAGUUUAAGUUGAAUGAAGACGCCUCACUAUCGGAUGAUGAUAACGUACCAUCUGACGCCACUUUGUCAGAUGGAAAUCUAUCAGUUACAGAAAAUGAUACAUUUAAAACGAACAAUGUAAUUGAAAGUAAAAGCAGCAGUGAAGUUAGUAACUCACUGUCAAACAUUGAUGACACUUCUCCAUCCCCUUCAUCCUCGCCCUCCUUAUCGUCAGUAAACCUCGUUAAUAAUAAAAAGAACAACUUCAUAGACAUAGGUGAAGUUAACGCUAACAAUAUCGGCAAGUCAUCUCCAUUUUCCAGGAACAAAAAUACUAAAAAUUCUACUGACAGCUUAAAUAUUUCUAUCGGAACCAACUCUACUGACUACAAGGUGCAGGAAAAUGAUAAAUUGAACAUUUUGAGGGAAGACUCAUUUGAUUUCAUUAAAACAGGAAGUAACAGAAUGUGUAAACUAAUAUUAGAGUAUCGAGAACAUAUAAAAAGUAUAAACGACUGUAGCAUAUUUAACGAGUUGCUGGUGUCAGUGUGCGACGAUUACAUGGUGUUUUACAAGAUACUGCCAAACUCAAAGCUGCUGUUGAAACAUAAGCUAGACUCGGUCAGGUUCAAGUUUGUUCAAAUUUUGCCAAGAGUCACUGCUGAGAAGGUUUACAGCAUUCUAUCAGUCCAGUACAGCAACGACUACACUGUUUUAUGUUUAUGGAAUUUUAAUCUUUUGAAUAAAAAGUUAAAUUUGGCUAAAUCCACCAACAUUUCGAAAUCAAAGUCAUCCUCGCUGACAAUGAAUUUCGAACACGAUGAAGUGGCUCUGGGAUUUGGGGACGGAACCGUCUCUGUAUACUCAAUAAACAAGUUUAAACUGAUUAAGACGUUCAAUAAGCAUAAGAUGCCCAUUACAGACUUGGAAUUUGUAAGUAACAAAAAGCUUCUAACUAGUGGAAUCGACUACUACCUCUACUUCAACAGCAUUAAAAACACGCAAUUUAUCAUCUCAGUAAUACUAAUAUUACUAUUAGCAGUUGCAAUAAUUAAUUUUUUAUACUAAGUAUAAA
Theileria parva strain Muguga is the source of this 1635-nucleotide messenger RNA. Its product is annotated as putative integral membrane protein. The record is from RefSeq and is a predicted model, not a curated record. Lineage: Eukaryota; Apicomplexa; Aconoidasida; Piroplasmida; Theileriidae. The transcript has 9 exons. Gene Ontology annotation, cellular component: endoplasmic reticulum membrane. Gene Ontology annotation, molecular function: GTPase activator activity; protein binding; guanyl-nucleotide exchange factor activity. Gene Ontology annotation, biological process: protein secretion. Bases 72 to 1628 code for a protein of 518 amino acids.